GCAACGUAAUUACGCAGGUCUUCAAUCCUGGCCUUCGGCACACUGCCUUCUACACGACUGAUGGCGUAAGCAGGGGCGCUCUCGUUCACAUCAAGUUGUGUUCGCCGUCGGAGAACAACGUCAAUGUUCCCGAGCUUCAUGAGAAUACGGAAGUGAAAUUUCAAAUGGCCCAAGAAGAUCGCACCUAUGAGGAAGGCGACUUGCUAAUGAAGGGCAGAGUAGUCGAGGUGGAGUCAUCGGCAGAUCUGGUCAUCGCAACGGAAAGCGUAGGCACCGAAGUUAAGCCCAAUGUUAACUUCCAGAUCGUGACCGCCGUUCAGCCAAACACAAUGCCUAUCGAUGAGCAGCUGAACGCACUCAAUGAAGUCACCAACGUUACUGUCUAUGGUGAUUCCCCUCAGGGAGCAGGACAAGGCUUCUCCCUUCGCCGGACCGUUCUCGGUCACGGCUCCGAACUAACCCCCCAGAACCCACACUAUUUCGUUCUGGAUUUUAAAAGCGUGUCCCCUUUGGAACCGCACCUCCAGGAAGAGCGGCUAGAACAUAUACACCGUCUCUUUCCCUUGGAUGCCGCUCAGCUGCAAGCCUUUGUCAAUUCGACCUCUAGGGUCACCUGCGGCCUCAGCCUCAUCCAAGGACCCCCCGGUACGGGUAAAACGAGGACAGCAGUGGCAAUCAUCUUGGCGCUUACCGCACUGAAGAUAAAAGUCCUCGUCGUCGCCGGUUCUAAUAAAGCCGUGGAUAACCUUCUGGAAUCCUUGGUUAUUGCAGUGGCAGGGGACUCACUCCUACGUGCCUGGUGCGGCCAGUUUGUUCGCUUCAGAACACCUGCCUAUCAACUCAGCCAGAUCCGGGCAAAGAGUGCUAGUGAUCCUAUUGCCAGGCUCAGAGCGCAGGCAGAUGCUACAAAUGACAGCCGGGCGAAUCAUACUCUGGAAAAAGUCCAAGCGCACAACCUGGUUGUCACCCACGCACAACAGAACCCGGACAAUAAGCACUGCAAAUCUCUCCUUGAAUAUAUGGCCAUCGACAAGGAGAAGGGCCUCAGCAGAGAUGGUACCAAGAAGCUACGCUCGUCGUAUGAGAAUACCUUAUUGGGUUACCUCGAACGCUGCAGCGUCGUUGCUACGACAUUGAGCAACGCUUCUCACGACGUCCUGCGCCUGUCAAAUUUCAAGCCGGCGUUCAUCGUUAGCGACGAGGCAGGGCAGUGCCUCGAGGGGAUCAUUGCAUUGCGUUGACAAUGAC
Aspergillus pseudonomiae is the source of this 1248-nucleotide messenger RNA. Its product is annotated as AAA domain-containing protein. NCBI's taxonomy places the organism in Eukaryota, Fungi, Ascomycota, Eurotiomycetes, Eurotiales, Aspergillaceae. The coding region runs from base 165 to 1241 and encodes 358 amino acids. Gene Ontology annotation, molecular function: helicase activity. The transcript has a single exon. The record is from RefSeq and is a predicted model, not a curated record.